Molecule: messenger RNA, 6321 nt
Organism: Mercenaria mercenaria
Lineage: Eukaryota; Metazoa; Mollusca; Bivalvia; Venerida; Veneridae
Product: stimulated by retinoic acid gene 6 protein-like
Exons: 8
Coding region: 53-1174 (373 amino acids)
Biological process (GO): vitamin A import into cell
Cellular component (GO): plasma membrane
Molecular function (GO): signaling receptor activity; retinol transmembrane transporter activity
Source: RefSeq, a predicted model, not a curated record
UAAUUGCAAAUAAGAUUUUACAAAUUCAAACAGUAAUUUUAUUUUUCUCUACAUGUUUACAGCAUCCAAUACUGUUUCUACCAUCUUGACGAUACUGUGUGGAAUCGGGAACAUAUAUAUUUUCCUUAUAAACUAUAGAACGGAUAUGCUGUCAUUAUACAGGGGUGAUCGAACUUUCAUACCGACAACUGUUCACCAAUCGUCACCAAAUGUCUACAUGGCACAAGGGAUGCGAUUCAUUGGGACAUCAGUUACUGGAAUGAUUUGGGGAAGUAUGUUAUGUUAUCUGACUGCGUUUAUUCCUCUCGCAACGAUGAUGAUUGUGAUCAAGCUCGUGAUAGACUUGGGGAAAAUUAACUAUCUGUGGAAUGAGCUUGAAUGGCUGGUUUAUCCAGUUUGUAUGAUUAUCAUUUUCAAGAUGCAGACUUUCUUUAUUGGGCGAUUUUUCAUGCAACCGAAAAUACAGGAAAACGACAAGCACAAACCAUUAGCUGUCGAUAACAGGAACGCGUACAACAUUUUCAGUUUCUUCAUGGUGUUUCUAAAUGCCAGUAUUGGAAUGUUUACGUUUCUGAAACGUAUUUUAGCUAGCAUACUACUGGGUGUUUUUCUAAUACCAAGGAUGGACCGCUGUUUGCUAAUGAGGGGCUAUGAAGCUAUGGAUAAGUGUUAUGUAAAUUACAUCGGGAUGAUAAUGGUAGACGUUGCACACAACCAUCCAGUUUUACGGACCUUCUGUUACCUCCUAAAAUCAGAGAUAGAGGAUAGGAAAGAAAUGAAACGUCCACAUUCUGGGGAACAGAUUAUUGACAACUUUGCCAGGAACUCUGCUGUAUCCUCUACUAAUAAAAUGAGGAAACGAAGAUGGUGGCUAGCCUAUACAUUAAUUCGAAACCCUUCAUUGUCUGCAAUGCGCGUUCAUGAAACAAAGGUCGCCCUGGCCAAUUCAACUGUUGAUCUGAAUGACAUUAAGUAUUCUAACAAUGAAUCCUUAAACGUCAAGGACCAACAAGAAGAAUUCUGGGACUGCUCCUGUAGACCUGUUAGCUGUAGAGAGUACAAGUUUCGCAUCCCUGCGAAUUUGCUGACAAAUAUGCUUGCAGUUAUUGUAUUUCUAUCUAUAGUUAUCAUUUUUGCCUGCGUGCGUGUAAUAAUUUCAAAUAUUAUUAAGUAGUCGCUUCAUAUUACAUAAGUUAAUGUGAUUUAUGUUUCCACAUUCUUCGAAAGAAUUAAAAGUGCACGUUUAUUUUGAAACGGAGCGCGAGAUAUUAUAAAAGCUCUUAUAUUUGCAGCAUAUUAAUACACAUCAAUUUAAGAGCCAUUAUGACUUCUAAAUUGAUAAUGGUAGAUAAAUAGUGACCAAUGCAUCUAAGGGUUACAUUUUCUGUGGUCGACGUGUAUUGCGUCACAUAAUUAUGUGCAAGUUCUGAUGUUUUUUUUUUUUCUAUUUUGUAAUAUAAACGCCGGCUAAGAUAUUAUUCUAGAAUAGUACAUGCAUUGUGUUAUGUCACAAAUGGCGUCAUGAUAAACGUUCAGAUGAGCAAGCAGUAAGAAUAAGUAUAAAUACACUAUUUCAAUUUUGGUGAUAUAGAGAAGCUGCUUAAGGUAGUUCUGCACGUUUGAUAAACCGGAAGUGAUGGCGUAACGUCAUUUAUCCGUAAAACGUAGAAUAAUGCCUGGAUUCGGCGUACGGAAACGAAAAUCAGGUUAUGAAUUAAGGGCAACCUGUAAGUAAAUGUAUUAAAAUGGCACUAUUAUUAUCUUUCUAAAGCUAAAAUAUGAUAUUAAAAUAUCUUACACGUUAAACAAUUCAAAAUAAUGUCUUAAAAUUAGCUUGAAAUAGGCGGUUCACUUUAAUCAUAACCCAAUAUCUCAAAAAUAAGCACAGGGACCUAUACAUUUUAUGUCACCAUAUAAUAGGCCAUAAUUUUUUUUUUAUUAUGUUUAUGUACGACUGUGAGAAGUUUGAUUAAAAUCUACAUUGUAGAAAAUUUUCUAUUUGCGAAAACGUUAUGAAAGUUGCGUUUUUCCCGUAGACUCCCAUUAUGAAAAGUUGCGUGAGGUCGAAAGUUUUCAAAUCAGUCUAGCAAAAUAUCAAGCACACGACCCUAUCUUUUUUAUUUGCUGAAUUUCUUAGUAUAUUCCGAAGUUUUGAAAAGUCAGAGUUAAAUCAAAUUCUACAUUUAGUUAGAGGCUUAAUAAAACAAUACAAGGAGGAUUCCACUAUUUGUAUUGCUAUCAAUGAAAGUCACUCCACUGUGGUCAAAAUCUGCUAUAAUAACCAGUUGGCUGGUUAAGUGGGAGACCAACCAUUUCAGUGUGACUUAGAAUUGGUAAUCUAAGUUCCACUUGUUCUAUACAUAUAGAUGUGGAACGGGUAAACACCCAUGUCAGCUUCUUUUACAACGCAAACCGCUUCCAAGACGAGUCUGAAGAUAGAUUUUUUCAAGGUCAAAUUAUGCCCCUUUCAUACUUAAUUUUUUAUCUGUACCUCUCUGAUUAUUUGAUAUUUUAACACAGACUCAAGCUAUUGUGCAAUAUUCAUCCACAGUUCUAGUGGUCUUGUCAGUAACUGUACUAUAUUCAAGUAACUUGCCACAAUCACCAUAACAAAUUAAUUUGUUGCAUGUAAGAUUCAGACCUCUAACUCAAGGUUAAGGUCACCUUUAGAGAUGAAACAUUUUGGUAUUUUUAUCUGGUCUGUUACUUUUUAGCUCACCUGUCACGAAAUGACAAGGUGAGCUAUUGUGACUGUUUGAUGUCCGUCGUCCGUCGUCAGUCGUCCGUCAACAAUUUCUAAAAAAAUCUUCUUCUUGAAAACCACUGGGCAGAAUUACACCAAACAUCAAAGGAAUGAUCCUUGGGUGGUCCCCUUAUAAAAUUAUUAAAAGAACUGAAUUCCAUGCAGAACUCUGGUUGCCAUGGCAACAGAAAGGAAAAACUUUAAAAAUCUUCUUGUCUAAAACCACAGGGCCUAGGGCUUUGAUAUCUGGUGUGUAGCAUUAUCUAGUGGUCUUCUAGCAAAAUUAUUCAAAUUAUCCCCCGGAGGUCAAAUAUGGCCCCGCCCCGGAGGGUCACAUGGUUUAUAUAGACUUAUAUAGGGAAAACUUUGAAAAUCUUCUUGUACAAAACCACACGGCCUAGGGCUUUGAUAUUUGGUAUGUAGCAUCAUCUAGUAGUUCUCUACCAAGAUUGUUCAAAUAAUCCCCAUAGGGUCAAAUAUGGCCCCGUCCCGGGGGUCCCAAGUUUUACAUAGACAUAUAGGAAAAAAAGUUAAAAACUCUUCUUGUCUGAAACCACAACAUUUAGACCUUUGAUAUUUGGUUUGUAGCAUUGUCUUAUGGUCCUCAACCAAAAUGAUUCCAAUUGUACCCCUUGGGUGAAAAGAGGCACUGCCCUGGGGGUCCCAAGUUUUAUAUAGACUUAUUUAGUAAAAUGCUUUAAAAAUCUUCUUGUCUGAAACCGUACGACCUAGGCGUUUGAUAUUUGGUAUGAUGCAUUGUCUAGUAGUCCUCUACCAAAUUUGUUCAAAUUAUGCCCCUGGGGUUAAAAGAGGCCCCGCCCUGCGGUCACUUAGUUAUUAUGUGAGUUAUAUAGGAAAAUACUUAAAAAAUCAUCUGAUCCUAUUUCCAAGACUAUUUAAUUAAUAUAAUUACCUGAUGACCCCAAGUAAUAUGAUGUCACUUGACUGUGACCUUGACCUACUGACCUACUUUCUUGUUUCGUAAGAUACAGCCUUGAAAUUUUGAUGACAUUCACAGUUUUGCACACAAAUCAUAAAACUGAAUUUCUUUGACCAUGAAUGCGACCUACUGAAUUUCUUAAUAUUUUAUCAUCAUUUUGACAUUUGAAACAUGUAGCUCAUAUUACUCAGGUGAGCGAUCCAGGGUCAUCAUGACCCUUUUGUUUAUGUAUUGGUGUAUAUUUAAAUCACUUGGCAUACAUAAUUACUUUUACAAGACAUUGUGACAUGUGCAAAGGUCACAGACACUUAAGUUAACUUUUUUUUGUACAUGAAAUUACUUCUCUUUUAUAUGAUAAAAGUACAAUACAUGUGCUUUAUGUCAGUUUUUCCAGUAAUCUAAAAAUGAAAUUAUGUUUAUAAUUAUUAAAUAAGGUGAUUGUAAUGAUACAUGUAGAUAUAAAAAGCUAUUGAUAAUUGUAGAAAUCCAGAAUGCAAAACCCAAACACAGGAUAUAACUUUAUGGUAUAUAUAGGUAAAUAGAGAAUUACCUUAGUUGCAAUACAUUUAUAAUAGGUUGGUAAGUAGUGCAGCUCUGCAUUGAAAAAUAGUAGAAUUAACUUUUUCUGGUGUGUUAUUAAAAAACAAAGUUUUGUAGUAACAUGUAAAUGUCAUGUAUUUCAUUUAUUAGCUCACCUGAGCCAAAGGCUCAGAGUGAGCUAUUGUGAUCGCUCACUGUCCGGCGUCCGUCCACACUUUCCGUUAACCAACAUCUCCUCCUAAACCACAAAGCCAAUUUUGAUGAAACUUCACAGGGAUGAUCCUUGGGUGAUAUUCUUCAAAAAAGUGUUCAAAGAAUUGAAUUCCGUAUAGAACUCUUGUUGCCAUGGCAACCGAAAGGAAAAACUUAAAAAAUCUUCUUGUCCAAAACCACAAGGCCUUGGGCUUUGAUAUGUAGUUUGUAGCAUCAUCUAGCGGGCCGCUACCAAGAUUGUUCAAAUUAUCCCCCUAAGGUCAAAUAUGGCCACGCCCCGGGGGUCACAUGGUUUAUAUAGACUUAUAUAGGGAAAACUUUGAAAAUAUUCUUGUCCAAAACUAUAAGACCUAAGGCUUUGAUAUUUAGUAUGUAGCAUCAUCUAGUGGUCCUCUACCAAGAUUUUUGAAAUGAUCCCCCUAGGAUAUAAUAUGGCCCCGCCUUUGGGGACGGGGGAGGGGGGCGCUGGGGGCACAUUAUUUCUAUAGACUUAUAUAGGGAAAAACUUUGAAAAUCUUCUUGUCAAAAACAAAAGGGCCUAGGGCUUUGAUAUUUGGUAUGUAGCAUCAUAUAGUGGGCCUCUAAAAAGAUUGUUCAAAUAAUCCCCCUAGGAUGAAAUAUGGCCCCGCCCAGGGGGUCACAUGGUUUUAUAUAGACUUGUAUAGGAAAAAACUUUAAAAAUCUUCUUGUCGGAAACCACAACACCUAGGCUUAAGAUAUUUAGUAUGAAGCAUUGCCUUGUGGUCCUCUAUCAAGAUUGUUCAAAUUAUUCCCCUGGGGUGAAAAGAGGCCCUGCCAUGGCGUUCCCUAGUUUUACAUAGACAUGUAUAGGAAUUUUUUUUAAAAAUCUUCUUGUCUGAAAGUUCAAGGCCUAUGCCUUUGAUAUUUUGUAUGUAUCAUAACCUAGUUGAUCUCUAACAAGAUUGUUUGAAAUAUGCCCCUGGGGUGAAAAGAGGCCCCGCCCCAGGGGUCUAUUGAUAUAUGAGUUAUAUAGGAAAAAAUACUUCAAAAAUUAUCAGAUUUUAUUUCCUAGACUGUUUAAUUAUAUUUACCAGAUGACUCCAAGUGAUAAGGGUCACCCGACUGUGACCUUGACCUACUGACCUACUCUCUUGUUUUUUAAGAUACAGACUUGAAAUUUGGAUGACAUGUAUCAUUUUGCACACUUACCUUAAAACUGACUUUCAGUGACCAUGAAUACUACUGACCUACUUUUUUGUUUUUGAUGCUUUAACAAAGAAAUUUGUUCAAGGAAGCAACUUAACUCAGGUAAGCGCUAUAUAGGGCCAUCAUGGCCCUCUUGUUUAUUACCUCCCUUUAAUAUGAUAAACUAUUUUUUAUGUUUGUAUUUAUUUUUCCAUGCCAGUUUAAGAAUAAAAUCACAUUAAAUCUUAAAUACAAAAGAAAACAUUUGAAAGCAUUCACCAGACAUUUUUCAAACUACAUGUACAUAAUAUUUUAUGAAUUAUAUGAUACAUAGUUAUGAUAUAUAUACAUUUUUAGUAUGUUGCCCUAUAAAAUAGAAGAAGAUGCAGUAUGUUUUGUGAAAAACGUCCCUUGUUGGGGGACGUUGGUUACUCUGUUACAAAUUUUCGUUUUACAUUAGUAUUGACGACACAUGUUAUGCUAUUAUGUAAAUCUAUAGAUACUUGUUUAUUUUGUACUUCCUUUGUGUAUCACUCGGGGUUUCUUUUCUUGAAUUGUUCCAUAUUUCUGUAAAACUUUAAUUCACAUGCUUUCUGUGUACAACUUUGUUACUUAAUGUAAUUAUAAUACAUAAAUUGUACCUAAAUGUAAUUGUUAAACAUACUCAUGAUUGAACGUAAACAAAUCACAAUGAUUUUAUUUGUAAAGAAAAAUCAAAAUAAAUAUAGAAAUAUCAAUA